This is a messenger RNA of Colletotrichum truncatum, 132 nucleotides long. RefSeq lists its product as uncharacterized. NCBI's taxonomy places the organism in Eukaryota, Fungi, Ascomycota, Sordariomycetes, Glomerellales, Glomerellaceae. The record is from RefSeq and is a predicted model, not a curated record.
AUGAUGAGGCAAGAAAAUUCACAGACCUGUACCGAAAGUAUACGUGUGGAAAAACAUUCGUCCAACCGCUGUCUGACACAAGCUAUCAAAUACACAUUUUGUUUUGAUCUCUCAUGGACGGGCUUUGACUAA